CUGAUAACAGAAAGCAGUCGCAAGUUUGAUCGGUGCGAAUCGUUGCUAGCAAACGAAUCAACUCGUUGCCAAUUAACUCUCAACCGAGUUUCAUCAGUCAAUUUCAUUCGAAAUUUUCCGUGUCUCUUUGUCAAGUCUUUCUUGAGAAAGCAUGUCUCUGGUGCCGUUGCUAUUCUCUGACUGGUGGGAGGACCUGGAAUAUCCACAUCGGGUUUUCGAUCAAAACUUCGGCCUGGGCAUUUAUCCGGACCAACUGACAAAUCCCAACAUCCUCGAACGCUUCGCACUGCAACAACCUCGGCGUCUACGUCCAGGGCAGAUAAUGUAUUAUACUCGACCAUGGGGCGAACUGUUACGCAGCAGGGAAGAGGGUGGCAUAUCAACUGUUAAGGCGGACAAGGACAAAUUCCAGGUGAUAUUGGACGUGCAACAGUUCAAGCCGGAAGAGAUCAAUGUUAAAGUUGUGGACAAAUUUGUGAUAGUUGAGGCCAAACAUGAAGAGAAGCAGGACGAGCACGGCUGGAUCUCACGACAGUUUGUGCGCAAAUACAUGAUACCUGAACAGUGCGAUAUCGAUCAGGUGUCGUCGAGCUUGUCAUCAGACGGCAUAUUGAGCAUCAUCGCACCUAGGAAGGAUAGACCGAAGUCGCAAAACGAACGAACGAUCAAGAUCCAGCAUACCGGCAAACCGGCAAUCCAGGAGAAGGCACAGGAGAAGGCACAGGAGAAGGCUCAGGAGAAGACUCAGGAGAAGACUCAGGAGAAAAAUCAGGAGAAGAAGAAGUAAAAAUAGAGUAGAAGA
Messenger RNA from Acromyrmex echinatior (Panamanian leafcutter ant), 802 nucleotides. RefSeq names its product protein lethal(2)essential for life. NCBI's taxonomy places the organism in Eukaryota, Metazoa, Arthropoda, Insecta, Hymenoptera, Formicidae. Gene Ontology annotation, biological process: protein refolding; response to heat. Gene Ontology annotation, cellular component: cytoplasm; nucleus. The record is from RefSeq and is a predicted model, not a curated record.